GCGCGAGUAGAGCGCUGCGCCGUGAAGUGGAGCGGGUCCCGGCCAGCGCAAGCGGCGCGAGGAGCAUCAGAGGCUGUGCGCGGAGAGCGGCGGGGCGCAGCGCCGCUAGGCUGCACCCUCAUUUCCCAGACGAGCUGCUCCCUUGAUUGCCGACGUCCGGGAGUUGGCGGUGCUAGUCAGUGCGCGAUCAGAUCCCCGGGGCGCUGCUCUCCUGGCUUGCGAGCCGUGGCAUUGCCUCGACCACCUACCCAGAGGGAGCGCUCUGCCGCCAUGGGAGCUUCUGGAAGGCCGAGCUGCCGCUCCAGGGCGAUGCUGACCAUCAGCUGGCUCAUCCUGGCCAGCUUCCCUGGGGCCAUACACACAGCUGAGUGCCCUGACCAGAGCCCUGAGCUUCAACCCUGGAGCCCUGGCCAUGACCGGGACCACCACAUUUACAUCGGCCAGGACAAGGCGCUGCUGCUCACCUCUUCUGCCACAGUCUACUCCAUCCACAUCUCAGAGGGAGGAAAGCUAGUCAUUAAAGACCACGAUGAGCCAAUUGUUCUGCGCACCCGGCACAUCCUGAUUGACGAUGGAGGAGAACUGCAUGCGGGGAGUGCCCACUGCCCUUUCCAAGGCAACUUCAGCAUCGUUUUGUAUGGAAGGGCUGAUGAGGUUGUUCAGCCGGACCCUUACUUUGGCCUGAAGUACAUUGGCGUUGGCAGAGGAGGCACCCUUGAGUUGCAUGGACAGAAAAAGCUCUCCUGGACGUUUCUGAGCAAGACCCUUCGCCCAGGUGGCAUGGAAGAAGGAGGCUAUUUUUUUGAAAGGAGCUGGGGUCAUCGUGGAGUCAUUGUCCAUGUCAUUGACCCCAAGUCGGGGACGGUCAUCCAUUCUGACCGGUUUGACACCUAUAGGUCCAAGAAAGAGAGCGAACGUCUGGUCCAGUAUCUGAACGCGGUGCCCAAUGGCCGAAUCCUUUCUGUCGCGGUAAAUGAUGAAGGAUCUCGAAACCUGGAUGACACAGCCAGGAAGGCGAUGACCAGACUGGGCAGCAAACACUUCCUGCACCUUGGAUUCAGACACCCUUGGAGUUUCCUAACUGUGAAAGGGAAUCCCUCUUCUUCAGUUGAAGACCAUAUUGAAUAUCACGGACAUCGUGGCUCCGCUGCCGCCCGGGUGUUUAAGCUGUUCCAGACGGAGCAUGGGGAGCAUUUCAACGUUUCUUCGUCCAGCGAGUGGGUUCAGGAUGUGGAGUGGACAGAGUGGUUCCAUCAUGAUAAAGUGUCUCACACAAAAGAUGGGGAGAAAAUUUUAGACCUCCGGGCAGCUUACCCAGGGAAAAUCUGCAACCGCCCCAUUGAUAUACAGGCCACAACAGUGGAUGGAGUUAACCUCACCACCGAGGUCGUCUACAAAAGAGGCCAGGAUUAUAGGUUUGUGUGCUACGACCGAGGACAAGCCUGCCAGAGCUACCGUGUGAGGUUCCUUUGUGGCAAGCCUGUGAGGCCGAAGCUCACAGUCACCAUCGACACCAACGUGAACAGCACCAUCCUGAGGCUGGAGGACAAUGUACAGUCGUGGAAGCCGGGAGACACCCUGGUUAUUGCCAGUACUGACUACUCCAUGUACCAGGCAGAAGAGUUCCAGGUGCUUCCCUGCAAAGCCUGUGCCUCCAACCAGGUUAAAGUGGCAGGGAAACCAAAGUACCUGCACAUCGGGGAGGAGAUCGAUGGCGUGGACAUGCGGGCUGAGGUCGGGCUCCUGACCCGGAACAUCGUGGUGAUGGGGGAGAUGGAGGAUAAAUGCUACCCCUACAGAAACCACAUCUGCAACUUCUUUGACUUUGAUACCUUCGGGGGCCACAUCAAGUUUGCACUGGGGUUCAAGGCGGCGCACUUGGAAGGUGUGGAGCUGAAGCACAUGGGACAGCAGCUGAUGGGUCAGUACCCGAUUCACUUCCACCUGGCAGGUGAUGUGGACGAAAAGGGAGGCUAUGACCCACCCACGUAUGUGAAAGAGCUCUCCAUCCACCACACGUUCUCUCGCUGUGUCACCGUCCAUGGCUCCAACGGCCUGUUGAUCAAGGACGUUGUGGGCUAUAACUCUUUGGGUCAUUGCUUCUUCACGGAAGAUGGGCCAGAGGAACGCAACACCUUUGACCACUGUCUUGGUCUACUUGUCAAGUCUGGAACACUCCUGCCCUCCGACCGCGACAGCAAGAUGUGCAAGACGAUCACAGAAGACUCCUAUCCAGGAUACAUCCCUAAGCCCCGGCAGGACUGCAAUGCUGUGUCCACCUUCUGGAUGGCCAAUCCCAACAACAACCUCAUCAACUGUGCUGCUGCAGGAUCUGAGGAAACAGGAUUUUGGUUCAUUUUCCACCAUGUACCGACGGGCCCCUCAGUGGGAAUGUACUCCCCAGGUUAUUCAGAGCACAUUCCACUGGGAAAAUUCCAUAACAACCGAGCACAUUCCAACUACCGGGCUGGCAUGAUCAUAGACAACGGCGUCAAAACCACUGAGGCCUCUGCCAAGGACAAGCGGCCCUUCCUCUCCAUCAUCUCUGCCAGAUACAGCCCUCACAAGGAUGCUGACCCACUGAAGCCCAGGGAGCCGGCCAUCAUCAAGCACUUCAUUGCCUACAAGAACCAGGACCAUGGGGCCUGGCUGCGGGGCGGGGACGUGUGGUUGGACAGCUGCCGGUUUGCUGACAAUGGCAUUGGCCUGACUCUGGCCAGUGGUGGAACCUUCCCAUAUGAUGAUGGCUCCAAACAGGAGAUAAAGAACAGCUUGUUUGUUGGGGAAAGCGGCAACGUGGGAACAGAGAUGAUGGACAACAGGAUCUGGGGCCCGGGUGGCUUGGACCACAGUGGAAGGACUCUCCCUAUAGGCCAGAAUUUUCCAAUCCGAGGAAUUCAGUUCUACGAUGGCCCCAUCAACAUCCAGAACUGCACUUUCCGGAAGUUUGUGGCCUUGGAGGGUCGGCACACCAGCGCUCUGGCCUUCCGCCUGAAUAACGCCUGGCAGAGUUGCCCCCAUAACAACGUGACCAAUAUUGCCUUUGAGGAUGUCCCGAUUACUUCCAGAGUGUUCUUUGGAGAGCCUGGGCCCUGGUUCAACCAGCUGGACAUGGAUGGGGAUAAGACGUCCGUGUUCCACGAUGUCGAUGGCUCCGUGUCGGAAUACCCUGGCUCUUACCUCACUAAGCAUGACAACUGGCUGGUGCGGCACCCAGACUGCAUCAAUGUGCCUGACUGGAGAGGGGCCGUCUGCAGUGGCCGCUACGCACAGAUGUACAUUCAGGCCUACAAGACGAGUAAUCUGAGGAUGAAGAUCAUCAAGAACGACUUUCCCAGUCACCCCCUCUUCCUAGAGGGGGCCCUCACCAGAAGCACCCACUACCAGCAGUACCAGCCGGUUAUCACUCUGCAGAAGGGCUACACCAUCCACUGGGACCAGACGGCCCCCGCUGAGCUCACCAUCUGGCUCAUCAACUUCAACAAGGGCGACUGGAUCCGAGUGAUGCUCUGCUACCCCCCAGGCACCACCUUUUCCAUCCUCUCCGAUGUCCACAAUCGCCUGCUGAAGCAAACGUCCAAGACGGGCACUUUUAUAAGGACCUUGCAGAUGGAAAAAGUGGAGCAGAGCUAUCCUGGCAGGAGCCACUACUACUGGGACGAGGACUCAGGGCUGUUGAUCCUGAAGCUGAAAGCGCAGAACGAGAGAGAGAAGUUUGCCUUCUGCUCUGUGAAAGGCUGUGAGAGAAUAAGGAUUAAAGCCCUGAUCCCAAAGCAUGCAGGCGUCAGUGACUGCACGGCCACAGCUUACCCCAAGUACACCGAGAGGGCUGUUGUGGACGUGCCAAUGCCCAAGAAGCUCUUUGGUUCUCAGCUGAAGACACAGGACCACUUCUUAGAAGUGAAGAUGGAAAGCUCCAAACAGCCCUUCUUCCACCUCUGGAAUGACUUUGGUUACAUUGAGGUGGAUGGGAAGAAGUACCCCAGCUUGGAAGAUGGCAUCCAGGUGGUGGUGGUUGAUGGGAGUCAAGGGCACGUGGUGAGCCACAUGAGCUUCCGGAACUCCAUUCUACAGGGCAUACCAUGGCAGCUCCUCAAUUACGUGGCAUCUCUCCCUGACAAUUCCAUAGUUCUCAUGGCAUCCAAGGGCAGAUACAUCUCCAGAGGCCCAUGGACCAGAGUGCUGGAAAAGCUGGGAGCAGACAAGGGUCUCAAAUUGAAAGAGAAAAUGGCAUUCGUUGGCUUCAAAGGCAGCUUCCGGCCCACCUGGGUGACUCUGGACACCGAGGACCACAAGGCCAAAAUCUUCCAAGUGGUGCCCAUCCCUGUGGUGAAGAAGAAGAAGCUGUGAGGACGGCUGCUGCCCCCCAUGCCGCCCUUUGGUGGACUCUAUCACUGCAGACUCUUCGCAGCAGACCAGGGCAGGGUGGCUGGGAACCCAGCCCCCAUCCAGCAGCUGCUUGGGAAGGCUGUGUGUCAGCCGUGAUGCGCCAAGGGCUGAAAUCAGAGACCCCUGGUGCUGCCCACCUGCCCCUACUCAAGUGUCUGCCUGUAGCUCUGGGGCAGCGUCGGCCAGUGCUGAAGCCUGCUCUUUCCUGCAGCCUCUCGGGUGCUUCUUUCCUGUCUGUGCCUCUUCAGUGGGGGAUAUGGGGACCAUUCGAGGAGAACUGGACUGUGCUGGCAGCAAAGGGCCACCACUCUGAAGGAGUCCUGACCCUGCUAGGGGCUCGGUCUUUCUGCUUCACAGGUCCCCAUGUUCUCCAGUGAGCACAUUGGGGUGGUAGAUGUGGGAAAGCCAGCCCUGGCCUUAAGGAGGCUGUUCUUCCUGUAAGCGAGAACCCACCUCCACGGGCUUCGGAGCUGGUGUGUAAAUAGAGCUCUCCGAGAUGGAAUUGGCUCCCUUUGGAGAAGGGAUGACCCUUGCCCCUGGAGGUGCUCGACCUUUCAGGAGACUUCAGGUAGCAGGUUGGGAGUUGGACUAGGUGACUUUUAAAGGCCUUUUCCGUGCUUAGAUUCCAGAAGUCUGUGGUUUUUCAGAUUGUACCUUGGGUGCAGCGGUAGGUGAGAACAUUCUUUUUAGCACCAUACAUGAUGCUGGGGUACAAAGCGAUUCCUAGGGCAAGGAGCUCCCAGUCUUGAGGGGCAGGUGGUGAAGUACACAUGCCUGAUGCCAGAUGGAAAUCUAAGUGCAAGGUGAGAUGGAGCUCAGUGCAAGUCAGAGGACAGAAAGAUCUUAUACACUGAGUGGACCAGAUAGGCUUCCAUGGGAGGAGGCAGCAGUGCUUGUGGGGGGGCAUUUGGGUUGCUGAGUUGAGGCGUCCUCUGUAGUGCUUCAGAGGUCUGUUCCUGCCACUGCUUGCCGGAGCUGUGUGACUUCUGAGUCACCCUGUGCCCACCCUGUUAUGGAGAAGCGUGAGUCAGAAGUGAGGAAUGGGCUGGGCUUAUUAUGCCCAGAGCGCUAGGAAUUCAAUCCCUGGCCCCACCUCUGACUCCAGGAGAGGGUGAGGUGCCCCAGAGGCUCAUACAUUGGCACCUCAUUUGCUCCUCAUCUCGGGAACUGAGCAGCAAAGCACUCUGGGAAACAGGAGGUUGUGUUCUCACUUCCAUGAUCCUGAGAGGUCAGAGCUAGAGCUGGAAGGGACCUUAGAAAACAUCUAGUCCAAACCCUCCCUUUUACAGAUGGGGGAAAAAAAGAGACCCUGAAAUGGGAAAGAACCACACAGCCAAGGCAGGGCCAGGAUGGGAACCCCACUCCCAGCACUUCCUGCCACACCGCACUGCCUCAAUAACAGCCCGGAAGUAUCCCGGGCUCACCUGAAAUAACUUCCAGCUUUGGGGACAAGUCCCCUUUAAGGGAAAUGAGAUGAUCAGAAUAUAAUUAGCCAGUAACGAUUUCUCUCCUGCCCCUCUGUGCACACAAACCCGCACCUCCCACUGGUUUGGGUGGCUUCUGCAGCCUCCACUGUGUUUAUUCUACCUGAAUUCCCACGCUGGGGCAGCCCAGCAGCUGCGAUUUAUUCCACUGGUGCUACCUGUCCGCAGUUCUGCAGGCAUGGCCCGGCAGACAGUAUCAGGGCAUGCUGAAAUGUCUUUGGUAAACCAACUCAGCUCAUCUUCUGGGUCUGAAGAGCUGUUGGGGCCACGCCAAGCCCUCUCAGCUACUGUUUAAUACCCUGUUCUCUCUUCUGCCUACCAUGGAGAGAGCUAAGAGAGCUCCUGGAAGAGGUAAAACUCUACCUGUGGUUUUUACUCUCUCAUGAGGUACCAGGGUCUUCCCAGGCCUCAUGCUGAACCAGACUUUUUCCCCUUUCCUGCCCAACCACAAACUCCUCCCUUUAAAGAGGGCUCUCUUGGCUCACCUCUGCCCAGUUGUACACCUGAGGCUCAGAGAGUCCCCACAUUGAGUCUACUGCCAUAGAGUUCUUUCCCCCCAGGAGGAGCUGACAAUGGGACUCAAUCUCUUAAGACACGGCAGCUUCUCAGACAGAAGUCACAGGAAGGACCUCUCCCAGGGAGACUGGUGACCACGGGAAGGGGAGUUGAAAUGACCUCAUAUUCUUUUUGUCCACAGUUUUGUGGAGUCUUCAAACUCUUUUAAUGCAAGGUUCUCACACUGUGAACCACUUAGGGGGUGAUCACUUUCAGGUGGCCAGGAAUUUUGAAUGUCUUUGGUUCAGUCCAUUUCAUAAAUAUCUAUUUGGAAAUUCUCAGAGUUGUAUAUAUGUUUAACCGUGUACGAUCUGUACAUAAAACUUCCUUUCCUCAAUCAUUCACCAAGAGCCAGCGACUAGGCAUUUUCUUGGUAGCACAAUUUGUCUUAUUGCUUAAAACAUUCUUGCUAUUCAGUCUUUCUGUUUGUAGGCAUUAAAGUGAGUUAGGUUUUUAAGAAAAACAACACUCCACUGAAAUGUGUCUUUUUCCUGUUGCCGAAAUAGCUGGUCCUUUUUCGGGAGUUAGAUGUCUAGUAUGUUUUGUUUGUAAACAUUUCUUAUAGGCAUCACCAUGAACAAAGAUCUAUUUUCUAUUUAUUUAUUAUAUAUGCACUUCUAGGAGUCAUUGUCAGAGAAAUGAAGAAUUGUCUUAAAUGUCAUGUUUGGGAAUGUUCUGUGGACCCUUUAAAAAUGAUGCACCCAGAGCCUUCUGCUUGCAGCAGAGGUCAUCAGCUCUGGUUUAGAAAACCUUGCUAUACCAUAGUAAACUGCAAAGGAUACCAUCA
Molecule: messenger RNA, 7215 nt
Organism: Loxodonta africana (African savanna elephant)
Lineage: Eukaryota; Metazoa; Chordata; Mammalia; Proboscidea; Elephantidae
Gene: CEMIP
Product: cell migration inducing hyaluronidase 1
Exons: 29
Coding region: 271-4350 (1359 amino acids)
Source: RefSeq, a predicted model, not a curated record